Molecule: messenger RNA, 1519 nt
Organism: Suillus paluster
Lineage: Eukaryota; Fungi; Basidiomycota; Agaricomycetes; Boletales; Suillaceae
Product: pectin lyase fold/virulence factor
Exons: 17
Coding region: 194-1303 (369 amino acids)
Biological process (GO): pectin catabolic process
Cellular component (GO): extracellular region
Molecular function (GO): polygalacturonase activity
Source: RefSeq, a predicted model, not a curated record
GCUACUGAAGACUAACUUCUUGUUGCAGUGCAACGUUGGCAUUAGGCGUUAUGACGGCUCUACCUAGUUCUACCUCCCACUCCGCCGCAACCAAAAGUCCGAUGAUCGCAUCUGCAAAGUAUAGGGAGGAAUCCUGACGUAUCGUGUCUCCCGUAUUUCUCUGGCAGAUUAAAUAUACGGCUCCAAGUUGUUCAUGAUACUAAUUACCAUGCUUCCCUCUUUCUUUUUUCUCGCGGCUGGGAUAGCUGCAGCCACCGCAGCCAGCAAGAGUAGCUGCGUCGGUACAAUCUCGUCCUUGAACGACGUUAGCAGUGCCGUCGAAUGUACGACAGUGAAUAUCAACGCAUUCACAGUUCCUGCUGGCCAAACAUUCGAGCUGAAUUUGCUGGACGGUACCACUGUCAAUGUUUUGGGUGAGAUUCAGUUCGGAAACGUGAGUUGGGCGGGUCCCCUAUUCCAGGUCAAAGGCAACGACAUCACUUUCAAUGGAAAUAACCAGAAAUGGGAUGGUGGAGGACCAUUCUAUUGGGAUGGUCAGGGCUCGGGUGGGGGCGUGACAAAGCCACGCCCAAUGAUGCACAUAUUGAUCUCGGGUACCUUAAACGAUGUUCAUGUCGUGAAUUCUCCCGCCCAAUCUUUCUCAAUUGGAAAUUCAGGACCUAUCACAAUCUCUGGCGUCACAGUCGAUGAUUCGCAGGGUAACUAUGCUAACUCGAACAGUGGCGGUCUCCCAGCUGGACACAACACCGACGGCUUUGACGUUGGCGGUAGUAAUGUGAUCAUUCAAAACAGCAAAGUAUUCAAUCAGGACGAUUGUGUGGCUAUCGGCAAGGGAACAAACAUUACCGUUACUGGCAACUACUGUAGUGGUGGUCACGGUAUCUCCAUCGGCUCCAUCUCGUCAAAUGUCGUUGUCUCCGAUAUCACGAUCUCUGGAAAUAAUGUCGUUGACAGCUUAUUCGCGUUCCGUAUCAAAACUGAUAAAUCUGCGAAAAAAAGUUCUGUCAGCAAUGUUACGUAUACAGCCAAUACUGCAAGCAACUGUACCGACUAUGGCGUUCUGAUUACCCAGAGUUAUCCCUCCAACUUCGGCACUCCAGGUAACGGGGUCACUAUCUCCAAUAUCAACUUUAACCCCGGCACCACCGCAUUGCUGGCCCAGAACGAUGCUUACAUGGCCGCAGUGAACUGUGGCAGUGGAUCGUGCACAGGCAUCUGGGAUUGGUCUCAAUUGCAGACAAGCGGUGGAAAAGUUGGAUCUUUCGUCAACUGUGAUAGUGUCAUCACUGGAUACGAUUACUAGUGAGAUGGCCUGGAGCCUAUCUAUCUAACACCAUACCGCGUGUUACACGCUCUUUUUUGAUACACACUCGUUUGCCCAUCAAAAGUUGCAUGCUAGUACUAUGUUUGUACUACGUAGUAGACUUAUUUUUAUUACCAUUCUUGGGGGAGUAUGCAUACGUAAGACUUGAAAUAAUUCAUACUUAGCCACUUCCCGUAUCCGAGUCUUUCUCCUGAC